Messenger RNA from Vanessa tameamea, 1656 nucleotides. Its product is annotated as coiled-coil domain-containing protein 22. The record is from RefSeq and is a predicted model, not a curated record. Gene Ontology annotation, molecular function: cullin family protein binding. Lineage: Eukaryota; Metazoa; Arthropoda; Insecta; Lepidoptera; Nymphalidae. Gene Ontology annotation, biological process: positive regulation of ubiquitin-dependent protein catabolic process. The transcript is spliced from 8 exons. Bases 117 to 1604 code for a protein of 495 amino acids.
UUUAAACCAAUUUACAGUACUUAAUCAGAUGUUAUGAUGAAUUAGAAUACCAAUGGGAAAAUAAGAAAAACAUAUUACUUACAUAAUACAAUAUCAUUAAAAUCAGUGUAAUAAAAAUGGAAGAAGUGGAUUCAAUUAUUCUGCACUUUCUGCGACAGUUAAAUAUAGACAUAAAUGAAGGUAUUAAAAAUAUUAGUGAGUUACCAGUUGAGUUAAUAGUAGAAUCAGCUAUUAAAUGUAUAGCAGCAAUAAAUCCAGGUAUAAAAGUACCAGCUAAACUUCCUUCUGGAGUAUCACAAAGAAUUGAAGUUGCAGCACAAGUUGCAUCUAUAUGUAAGGAUCUGUCUUACCAGAAUGAUGUUGGUUAUCAAACAUUCCUCUAUCAUAAUGAAACAGAAUUAAGACAAGUCUUUAUGUUUUUGAUAGAAAAACUACCAAGUGAAGAUAAGAAACUUACCACAAAAGUUAAACCUAUAAAUGAAAAACAUCAGUUAUUGCAGGGAAUAAGUAACAAAAUUACAGAGGAUCUCAAUGCUAUCUGGAUUCCACCAUGUUGUGAGCCUUCUUUACAAAGCAAUCUAGGAGAUUUUGUUUAUGAUCCAGCAUAUUUGAAAGAUUCUAAAAUAUGUUUCGAUGAAAUUUCUGAAAAAAUUAUGAAAAUCAAUGAAAUCAGAACUCUACCAGUGUCUAAAGUUACUGAUGAUUUAAAUACUUUUGAAGAUAAUAAUACAGUUACUAAACAUGAAUCUGACAAGACUUUAAAAGAAUUAAAAGAAAUGUCAAUUUUACUACGCCAAAAAUUAGACACUCUAGAAAGUGAAAGAAAUGUAAUGGAUGUUGAAUUUUCCCAGGCACAAAAAAAUUGUGAGCGUUCUGAUGCUGAUUUAAGAAAUAUGCAAAAUAUACUAACUUCAGUUGGUAUAACUGAUUUUGAGCCUGAUGGAAUAGAUAAUAUAUUAGAGAAAGUACACAAAAACAUACAGAAGCUGCACAGGAAAAGUGAAGAUAUAACUUCAGAAAAUCUGGCUCUCAAAGUAGAAAUUGAUAAAGUAAAAACUAAAAAUAGUUUAUCAGAAUCUGCUCAAACUAAGUGUAGAAACACCCUAAUGAACUUAAAGGAAGUCGCUAAAGGUAUGAAAGAAGAAUGUGAGCAAAAAGAAGAAUUAAAAAAUCAGUUAAAACUAAAAUACGAAAAACUAAAAGGAGGGAAUAAAAGGCAUAUUUAUACUAAACGAAUUUUAGAAAUAAUCGGAAAUGUAGAUAAACAAAAUGCUGAAAUCAAAAAAAUAUUAGAGGAUACUAGACAACUUCAAAAAGAAAUAAAUACUCUUGAAGGCCAACUUGAUAGAUGUUUCUCAAUUGCCGAUGAAACUUUGUUUAAAGAUGCUAAGAGAGAUGAUCAAGCCAAGAAAGCCUAUAAACUAUUAGCUUUGCUGCAUUCCGAAUGUAACACAAUUGUGUCAUUAGUUAAUGAAACUGGCAUUUUAUCAAGAGAUAUAAUAGACUUAGAAGACAAUAUCAAAGCAGAAAAAUGUAAAAGAACUGAAGACAUUCUCAAGAAAAUUCAAAUUGAUCUUGCAAGACUGCAAAAGGAAACUUCUUAAUUAAUGAAUAUUAUUUUAUUAUAUUUACAUUAAAAACAAGUUUAAAAUACUA